Molecule: messenger RNA, 650 nt
Organism: Aspergillus alliaceus
Lineage: Eukaryota; Fungi; Ascomycota; Eurotiomycetes; Eurotiales; Aspergillaceae
Product: DUF167 domain-containing protein
Exons: 2
Coding region: 134-529 (131 amino acids)
Cellular component (GO): cytoplasm
Source: RefSeq, a predicted model, not a curated record
CCCACAUCCAAUCUUCUACAAUCACUACAUAGGGGUCAUCAGUUAUUAGCAAACAAUUCCUGAAUCUUGUAUAAUCGCUCUUUCAGUCCCACCACCAAUCUCCUUUCAGUUUCAAACUAUAUUUUAUAUUACAAUGUCAAAUCCUCCUUCUCAACUCUUCCGCCUCAUCCAACAUACGGCUACGAAACCCCGCAAUCCCAAGCAACUUUCCAACAAUUAUAAUCUACAGAUCUCCUGCAACGUCAAACCAAAUUCCUCCGCAAAUCACCAAGGCGUCAUAGCUGUUGGUCCCGAAAAAGUGGACGUUUGCGUGGCUGCGGUCCCACGAGACGGUGAAGCCAACGCGGCCGUAUCCCGUGUAUUUGCUCAGAUCCUGAAAGUCCCCAAAUCUACAGUCGAAGUCAUUCGAGGUCUAAAGUCGCGUGACAAGACGCUUUGUGUCUCUGAUUUAGAUAUUGGAACGGAAGGUGAAGAAAACUUCAUACAACAAGUGCGCCAGAAGCUGGAAGAUGCGAUAAUUAAGAAAUGAGAGUAUUAACUGAGUCCUACCCCGACCCGACGAGAGGUUACGGCAAGGUAACUGUGCUGUGGGACACCAGCGUGACAUCACGGGAAUUCUCCACACUUUUUUUUUUUGUUAACGCCGAUCU